AUGUUAUGUUCACGUUGUGGGUUCUCUUCGGCGGUUCUGCGGCAUUUCGCAUUUCGUUCGUUCGGUAAAGAUGCUCAAGGAUCGAUCGCUGGUUAUGCCUCACGGCCGAAAUACGACNGAUUAACUUCUUGUGCGAAGGCUCAUCUUCAAACAACUCCUCCAACCGUAUCCAAAUAUUCAGUCAUUGUCAACAACGAGCAUAAACUUGCAAAAACUGAGGUUCAGUCGCAGCUACAGCCCAAAAAACGUCGUUCGUUGUUUGGCACAAGCGAUGUUCCCGUGAAUAUUAAUUUUCCGAACAAAAAAGGUGUUGUUGGCUACGAUCCGGAAAUGCCCAUAAAAGAAAUGCUCACCGAAGCCCCUCAAGUAACCAAGGAACACCUCAAGAUGUUUCUCGACGAAAUGAAAGGAAACGUGUCUAUCGAGAAGAAAGAAAUGAUCGAAAAUAUGGGAAUGUUGAAGCAUGGAGAAGCACGUAAAGAAUACGUUUUCGAUUCACCUGAAGCACUACGUUUAUGGCAUACGGGAUGCGAUUCGGAUUGGGGUGAAGGAUAUUCCAAGUGUGAAUUCGUUCCAACCGACCGAAAGACUGCCGUCUUUAGAGGCGAAUUGAGUACUAAAGUUAUUAAGGAUGGACGAGUUCAACGAGCCGGAUGGGCGGCCAUAAAACUGGAAGAUAGGAAGUCCUUCCUGCGGAAGAAAUACCUCCCAAGAUGGGCAAGUUUCUCACACCUUCUUAUCAAAUGCAGAGGUGAUGGUCGAUCCUACAAGGUUAUGUUGUAUACACCAGGAGCGAUCGAUGUGACUUGGGGUGAUAGUUUCUCGUAUCCGUUGCAUACACAUGGCGGCCCGUAUUGGCAAUACGAACGAAUCCCUUUCUCGAGAUUCUUUCAUACGGUCGCUGGGCGCAUACAGGAUCGACAGCAACGCGUUUGCUUAGAAAAUCUGAGUUCGAUUGGUAUAGUGCUGAUGGAUCGAAUGGACGGCGAAUUCCACUUGGAACUGGAUUUUAUUGGUGUCUGUCAUGAUCGCUCACAUAUUGAGAAAUUUGCCUAUGAGUCAUAUUCAUUGCCGAUCUUCAGCCCUCAAGGAUUCUAG
This is a messenger RNA of Anisakis simplex (herring worm), 1098 nucleotides long. The record is from the annotation of a GenBank genome assembly. NCBI's taxonomy places the organism in Eukaryota, Metazoa, Nematoda, Chromadorea, Rhabditida, Anisakidae.